This is a messenger RNA of Drosophila mojavensis, 2897 nucleotides long. It is a transcript of the gene bgm, whose product is annotated as very long-chain-fatty-acid--CoA ligase bubblegum. The coding region runs from base 114 to 2120 and encodes 668 amino acids. Gene Ontology annotation, cellular component: membrane; endoplasmic reticulum. The transcript is spliced from 6 exons. Gene Ontology annotation, molecular function: long-chain fatty acid-CoA ligase activity. The record is from RefSeq and is a predicted model, not a curated record. NCBI's taxonomy places the organism in Eukaryota, Metazoa, Arthropoda, Insecta, Diptera, Drosophilidae.
GAAUCGGGGAAGGGGCCUAUUGUCUGGGACAGGGAAGCCUUCAUCCAUCCAUCCAUCAAUCAGCGUUAAUCAUUGCGGCAAAUCAAGCUGCUAAGUAACCAGGCAACAGACAAAUGGCCGCGAAUCCGAACGAAGCACUUUUCAAUCGCCCCGGCCCGAAUCGCCUGAGGCAAUCGGAGGUCUAUCGCACCACCGAUCCCGAAGAGGCCGUCAAGAUACGCAUGCAGAAGGAGGGUCUCGGCGCCGAGGAACCCAUCUCUAUACCCGGCCUACUGAAGCGCACCGUCAAUAAUUUUCCCGACUAUCCGGCUCUGCGCUUCAAGAACGACAAAAAUGGCUACACCACAGUUACCUAUAAGCAAUACGAACAGAAGGUGCAUCAGACGGCGAAGGCUUUCAUUAAGCUAGGCCUGCAGGAGCAUCAUUCGGUGGGCGUGUUGGCUUUCAACUGCGCCGAAUGGUUCUACUCGGCAAUGGGCGCCAUUCACGCCCGCGGCAUCAUUGCCGGCAUCUAUACCACCAACUCGGCGGAGGCUGUGCAGCAUGUGCUGGAGAAUUCGCGUGCCCAAAUUGUUGUCGUGGACGAUGCCAAGCAAAUGGACAAAAUUCAUUCGAUACGCGACAAAUUGCCCAAUCUGAAGGCAGCCGUACAGAUCCAGGAACCCUAUGCACCCUAUCUGAAAAAGGAGGAUGGCUACUAUAGGUGGUCCGAGAUUGAGGCGAUGAAUGUGGAAGACGUGGAGGAUGAGUACAAACGUCGUCUGGAGAACAUUGCGAUCAAUGAGUGUUGCUGUCUGGUCUAUACCUCCGGCACGGUGGGCAUGCCCAAGGGCGUGAUGCUGUCCCACGAUAAUAUUUCAUACGAUACGCGCGGCAUUGGCAAGGGCCUGGAGAAAAUCGUCCUGGGUGCGGAGUGUAUGGUCUCCUAUUUACCGUUGUCCCAUGUGGCGGCGCAGGUUGUCGAUAUUUAUGCGAUCGCCUCGUUCGGCGGUUGCAUUUGGUUUGCCGAUAAGGAUGCGCUGAAGGGAACGCUGGUCAAGACGCUGCAGGAUGCGCAUCCGACACGGUUUAUGGGCGUGCCGCGUGUCUAUGAGAAGUUCCAGGAGCGCAUGGUUGCGGUCGCCAGCUCCAGCGGCAGCUUUAAGCGAAUGCUCGCCGGCUGGGCCAAGGGCGUUUCGCUAAAACAUUAUAUGGAGAAUCAGGGCAAGAGCAGCGGAAGCUUGAGCUACAAAAUUGCCAGGUCACUCAUCCUGUCCAAGGUGAAGGCUGCGCUGGGCUUCGAUCGUGUGAUCAGCCUGGUGACCGCUGCGGCGCCCAUGUCCCCAGAGACCAAGAAAUACUUCCUCAGUCUGGACAUGAAGAUAUUGGAUGCCUUUGGCAUGUCCGAAACGGGCGGCUGUCACACGCUCUGCCUGCCGGACUCGACGCUCUUGAACUCGAUUGGCAAAUCGUUGCCGGGCUGCGAAUCGAAGAUCAUCAAUCAGGAUGAGAAUGGCCACGGUGAGCUGUGCAUACGUGGACGCCAUGUGUUCAUGGGCUACAUUGCCAACAAGGAGAAGACGGAGGAGUCCCUGGACGACGAUUGCUGGCUGCACACGGGCGACUUGGGCUACAUCGACGACAAGGGCUAUGUGAUGCUGACUGGCCGCUCCAAGGAGCUGAUCAUCACAGCCGGCGGCGAGAAUAUUCCACCCGUGCACAUUGAGAACAUCAUCAAGAAGGAAUUGGAUGGCAUCUCCAAUGCCUUCCUGGUGGGUGAGCAGCGCAAAUAUUUAACUGUACUGGUGUCCAUUAAGACCGAGGUGGAGCGCGAGACUGGCGCACCCACGGAUGAUCUGACGCACGAAGCGAUUGUCUGGAUGAAGUCGCUGGGCGUUGAGUACACGAAACUCAGUGAAAUUCUGGCAGCCGGUCCUUGCCCCAAAGUCCUGAAGUCCAUCGAGGAUGGCAUCAAGCGCGCCAACAAACAAUCCAUCUCGAAUGCCCAGAAGGUGCAGAAAUUCGCCAUACUGCCGCACGAUUUCUCGAUAGCCACCGGCGAGCUGGGACCCACUCUGAAGGUCAAGCGCAAUGUGGUUAACAAAAUGUACGCGGAUCUCAUCGAGACCCUAUAUGCCUAAGCAACGAUUCUACGUUUGGCUGUGAAACCAAAUCAAACUUAAAACAAAACCAACCCGAAAAUCAAAUCAAAAGAAAAGAAAGGAAAUGAAAUUAUUUAUCAACCUAUGAGAGCUAUGCAAUUAGAGCUUUAAAACACAAAAAUUAGAUAUGAAAUGAAUUUAAACGGACUUACAAGCCAUUGCCAGAGCUUAACAUUAACUAUUUGUACUAUAAUAUCUAUAUCUAUAUAUAGAGAGAAAUUUUUGUAGAUAAAAAAUCCUAACCCACCCGCCACUCAAUUGAUAUGAGUGCGAUGUUGAUAAUGAUGUUAAAAAUGUUGAUAAUGUUGAUAAUGAUGAUAUUGAUUGAUGAUGAUAGUGAUGAUACUGAUGAUAACGAUUGAUGUUAAUGAUGAACGACUAAACUUUUUCCAUCAAAACUAUAUUGAUAUCUAGCCUAUAAGUUUUUGAAAUAGUAUGUUAAUUUGUUUUAUUUACUGAAACACACGAGCGCUAAGGAAAUGAUACAUACGAUCCUAUUGUUUGAAUUACAAUAAAAAAAAUAUAUAUACAAAAAAUAUUUGCUUGUAAAUUUACAGUUAAUUUUAAAUUACGUUAAUUUUAAAUUUGAAAUUAAAAUCAAGCUUGAGAAUUCCUAAAUGUAGUGCUAGUCCUGAGAGAUGCCUUCCUGCAUAUUUUCACCAGCUCAUCCAUUUCCACUCCCGAUAAGUUGACUGAAUUGCUAUUAUCUCACUGUAAAGAAAAACAUAAAAAUAAUAAAGCAUAAUAAUAAAGGGU